Mobula hypostoma (lesser devil ray) is the source of this 3018-nucleotide messenger RNA. Its product is annotated as gastrula zinc finger protein XlCGF57.1-like. The record is from RefSeq and is a predicted model, not a curated record. Gene Ontology annotation, molecular function: RNA polymerase II cis-regulatory region sequence-specific DNA binding; DNA-binding transcription factor activity, RNA polymerase II-specific. Gene Ontology annotation, biological process: regulation of transcription by RNA polymerase II. Lineage: Eukaryota; Metazoa; Chordata; Chondrichthyes; Myliobatiformes; Myliobatidae. The transcript is spliced from 3 exons. The coding region runs from base 354 to 1838 and encodes 494 amino acids.
CACAGAAGCUUCGAGAAGCUUGGCCGCAGGCUUGGAGACGCCAGAAACAGCCGGGAGUGAAAAUGAAACGAUUUCACUACUUCCACAAGUUAGGAACUACAAAGAAUUUGAAGGGCACUGGAAGGAAAGAUUUCCAGACUGGAUCAAAAAAACACAUCAAGCUCCAGCAGGAUCAUUCAGCACAUCAUGAGAGGGAAAAGCUUUCAAACAAAGAAGCGAGACUCACACCCGAGUGGAAACAUUCUUCAGCACUGAUUGUGGAAAGAGUUUAGAUCAUUCCGCAGUUAAAGAAAGGCCCCAGCUAAACACUUGUCCACGCAUGUUGAAGAUUUGAUCAGAAAAUCUGCAGGUUGAUGACAGUUGGAACCAAAUCAUUUGCCGAAAUAUUUUGCGUCACACCGAGGAGAGAAUUUACUUGUUGUGUAUUUAGCAAGAGGUGUUUUCAUUUAUCCUUCAGCUCAAAAUAUCAUUUCUUCAUGCCAAUGGAACCAUUUCAGUAUUCCAUUUGUGGGAAACAGUACAGGCAAUCCAGUACCCUGAUUACACAUCAGGAAAGUUACAAUGACGAGAGGUCAUUCAGCUACUCCGAGGACGGGAGGAGAUUCACUCCUUCGUCCCAGCUGCUGACACGCCAUCAAGUUCACACCAGGGAGAGGCCAUUUAUCUGCUCGGAGUGCGGAAAGGGAUUCAGUCGAUCAUCCCACCUAAUGAGACACCAGCAAGUUCACACCGGAGAGAGGCCAUUCACCUGCUCCGAGUGUGGGAAGGGAUUCACUCAGUCGUCCAACUUGAUGACGCACCAGCGAAUUCACACCGGGGAAAGGCCAUUCACAUGCUCCAACUGUGGGAAGGGAUUCAGUCGAUUAUCCAGUUUGAUAACACACCAUCGGGUUCACACUGGCGAGAGGCCAUUCACCUGCUCUGUGUGUGGGAAAGGAUUUACUCAGUCAUCCAGCCUGGUGAUACAUCAGCGAGUUCACACAGGGGAAAGGCAGUACAUCUGCUUGAAGUGUGGAAAAGGAUUCUGUCUGUCAUCACACUUACUGAGACACCAGCGAGUGCACACUGGAGAGAGGCCGUUCACCUGCUCUGAGUGUGGGAAGGGGUUCACUCAGUCAUCCAGUCUAAUGACACACCAGCGAGUUCACACUGGGGAGCGACCUUUUACUUGCACUGACUGUGAGAAGAGAUUCAGUCGAUUAUCCAGCCUGGUAACGCACCAGCGGGUUCACACUGGGGAGAGGCCAUUCACCUGCACUGAGUGUGGGAGAGGAUUCACACAGUCAUCCAGCCUGGUCACACACCAGCGAGUUCAUACCGGAGAGAGGCAGUUCAUCUGCUCCGUAUGCGGGAAAGGGUUCAGCCGGUCAUCUCACCUGCUGCGACACCAGCGAAUUCACACUGGAGAGAGGCCGUACACCUGCUCUGAAUGUGGAAAGGGAUUCACUCGGUCAUCUCAUCUGCAGAGACACCAACGAGUUCACACUGGAGAGCAGCCCUUCAUCUGCUCCGAAUGUGGGAAGGGAUUCACGCAGUCCUCCAACCUGAUGAUACACCAACGCGUUCACACAGGAGAGAGGCCUUUCACCUGCACCAAAUGUGAUAAAAGAUUUCAAGAUUCUUCCUACUUGCUGAGGCACCAGCGAAUCCACACAGGAGAGAGGCCGUUCGUCUGCACGGAGUGCGGGAAGGGAUUUACUCAGUCAUCUGCCCUCGCCAGACACCAGCGUGUCCACACUGGGGAGAGACCAUUCACCUGCUCCCAGUGUGGGAAGGGGUUUGCACUGUCUUCCCACCUGCUGAGACACCAGCGAAUUCACAAUGGGGAGAAUGUCUAAACAUUAUUGGAUAUGAAAGGUUUAAACAUUAUAUCUGCUGAGACAGCAGUUGGAUUCUGCAAUUAUUGCUGCUGCUAAUCACUGGCUGGAAUACACCCUGUUAUUGGGCACUGGGUUUAAUUCUGUUGAUGCUAAUGACCCGAUAACUGCAUAGUUUAUCAUUAUGGAUUUGUGGUAAAUACAUCAGUCUCUUUUAAACACUCUGUACAGUAAUUCCUGAACUUAUGAAAGGGCUGUGUUUCAGGAAGAUGUUUCUUUAAGGGUAAGGGCUGGGGAAAAUUCAUUUGUUACGAUAGAGACAGACAGUUGUGCUAUUCAUUAUGACAAAAAAUUGCCUUGUAAAUCAAAGACUUGUACCCAAAGAGUCAAAGGCUGUAUAGCAAAGUUUGCAAAUCAAAUGUUCAUAAGUUGAGGGAUUACUGUAUAUCAAGCCUUUCAUGUCUCUAGAAUAUGCAGUAGAAGGACAGGUCAUUCAGAACAGCUGGUGCGGUCAGUUUCUGUGCUUCACACCAGCCUUCCAUCUCUCUCUGCUGGAAUGUGCUUAUAUUUCCUGCCUCCUCUGUGUUCAUUCAGCUUCCCUUUAAACACAUCCAUACCCCGUUGCACAACAUUUGGCUUGUAGGAAAGGUCUGUUCUGUUUGAUAAUCAUUCAGGAUGCUAAUUCCCCCACAACUCCCAGAUCUGGAAUCCUGUGUACACCACCAUACGAGGGGCAGCCAUUGACUUAGAGAAGGCAGGAGAAUGGAGUUGAGAGGAAUAAUAAAUCAGCUGUCGAUGGGCUAAGUCUGCUCCUGCGUCUUACGUUCAAAGCAGGUGGAAGGAUGUGGUGAGCUGCAGGAAUGCAAUAGAGGCUGCAGCAGCAGUCUGUGCUCUCCUGCUGCCACUGUGUCCUUGGGACCCAUCAAAGCCAAGUCUAGGACCAAGGACCUGAUACUCAGGAAGCAUGGCAGGCAUGGUCCAAUCACAGAGCUCAGAGUAAACCUAUUAUUGAAGUACGUCUAUAUCACCAUGUACAACCUGGAGAUUCAUUUUCUUGUGGGCAUACUCGAUAAAUCCAAUAACCAUAAUAGAAUCAAUAAAUCCAGAGACCAUAAUAGAAUCAAUAAAUCCAGUGACCAUAAUAGAAUCAAUAAAUCUAAUAACCAUAAUAGAAUCAAUAAAUCCAGUGACCAUAAUAGAA